AUGACAGCUAACAAACAACCGUUAAGUGCCGCAACAAAUCGCCAAAAAUUGAAAACUGUGGGAAUACCGCUCCACGUCAGGGACGCCGCAAAAGCCACGCCAAGCUCACACAUAGCUACGAAUCUCGUUUGCCCACAGUGGGACGUAUGCACAGAGAGAAAAAUGUGGAACUCACGGCCAGACCGGUCUCAGAACUAUAAUUAUUUAUAA
This is a messenger RNA of Drosophila rhopaloa, 210 nucleotides long. RefSeq lists its product as uncharacterized. NCBI's taxonomy places the organism in Eukaryota, Metazoa, Arthropoda, Insecta, Diptera, Drosophilidae. The coding region runs from base 1 to 210 and encodes 69 amino acids. The record is from RefSeq and is a predicted model, not a curated record. The transcript has a single exon.